CUUUAGCAAGAGGCAGAACUUCCAACUUCAGUCUCAGGCUGAUCGUGCAGCCGCGCAGUCCUAGAAUUAGUGAACUUUCUUUUCACUUCUGUUUGCGUGCAGAUUUGUUAAAAUUCAAGGUACGCGAAGAGUGCCGGUUUUCAUGUGUUAAAGCUCAACGGAUAAUGGCUAGUCUCUGGUUAGGCCUGAUUUUGGCGUUCAGUCUGACCUUGGCAUAUGCACAGGAAGAGGUUAUCAAAUGCCCAGGAGGAGAGUGCGUUAAACUACAUCUUUGCAGAGAUGGUGAACUCGUCACAGAUGGUUCCAAUUUAAUCGAUAUCAGGUUUAACCCUGACGAUCCCUGCGAACACUAUCUUCUGAAGUGUUGUAAGAUUCCAAAUGAAGAAGAUGAAGAAAUCGUUGAACCUCCAUUUUCUGGCGGGCAAGAAGUUGUGCAACCACCGUCUAGUCACGGAGAGAUAAUUCCUGUUCCUCCCACGACUCACGAAAAUCUCAAUAGUGUUGACGCAGGAGGUGGUGGUGCGAUUGGUGGCGGAGGAGUAGGAGGUGGACCAAUAGGGAACGGAGGAGCGGGCGGUGUGCCUACAGGAGGUGGAGGAAUUGGAGGAAGUUCAACCGGUGGUGGAGGAUUCGGUAGCGAACAAAUACAAGGUGGAGGUGUCCACCCAAUAGGAACCGGAAACGGAGGCAUUGGCCCGAUAGGAAAUGGAGGCGGAGGAGCUGGCGGAGUGCCUACCGCAGGUGGAGGUAUUGGAGGAAGUUCAACCGGUGGUGGAGGAUUCGGUAGCGAAUCAAUACAAGGUGGAGGUGUUCACCCAAUAGGAACCGGAGGUGCAGGCGUUGGUCCAAUAGGAAAUGGGGGCGGGGGCGCAACAGGAGGUGGACCAAUCGGUGGUGGUGCUGUUGGAGGAAGUGGAGCAGAUAUUCCACCUCUUGGUCCGCAAAUAGGAGCUGGUGGUUACGGUAAUUGUCAUGGACAAGGUUUCAUUGGUGGUGGUAGUUUAGGUUACGGUAGUGGAUCACCUGUAGAAAUGUUUGGGGGAAUGUUUCCAUGGGGCAAGCCCCACUUGGGAAAUUUGCAGAUUGGUCAGUAUCCACCCCAAAUAAGUGGGUUGUUUAACUAUGUAGUUGGAAGCGGCGGGCAAUUUGGAAGUGUUAAUAAUGCGGGUGGUUUUACCGGAGCACCUCAAGUACCUGGUAUGGUAGGAUCAGGAGUUAGUGCGUCAUCUAGUUCGUAUGCUGGCAGCCAAUCUGUGGGGCACUCCGGGCAGUUUGGGACUGGUUCAGUAAGUGGUUCGACAUCUGGAGCUUUCGUUGGUAGUCAGGGAAAUUUACAAACUGGAGGAUCACAGAGUAGUGCCAGUGCCGGUAGCUCUUCUAUUACAUCUGGAGGACUGGCAGUGCCAGUCAGCCAAUAUGGGAGCAAACCAGGACAGUUUGGAAGUAGUUCGGUCACUGGCUCGGUAUCUGGAGCUUUCCCUGGUACCCAUGGCAUUGAUCAAUCGACAGGAUCGCAGAGUGGUGCUAGUGCGGGCAGUUCUUCUGUCACAUCCGGUGGAUUGCAAGUACCUAGUCAUAUAGCAACUGGGACUAGUGCUCUUUCGGGCAGCCAAUCUGUGGGGCAAUCCGGGCAGUUUGGAAGUGGUUCAGUGAGUGGUUCUACAUCUGGAGCUUCCACGGGUAGUCAGAGCAAUUUUCAAACUGGAGAAUCACAGAGUGGUGCUAGUGCGGGCAGCUCUUCUAUCACAUCUGGAGGAAUGCAAGUGCCUAGUCACACAGAAUCCGGGACUAGCGAUCUGUCAGGCAGCCAAUAUGGGAGCCAAUCAGGACAGUUUGGAAGUAGUUCGAUUACUGGUUCGGCUUUUCCUGGUAGUCAUGGCAUUGGUCAACCGAUAGGAUCGCAGAGUGGUGCUAGUACGGACAGUUCUUCUGUCACAUCCGGUGAAUUGAAAGUACCUUGUCAAAUACCAACUGGGACUGAAGCUCUUUCGGGCAACCAAUCUGCAGGGCAAUCAGGACAGUUGGGAAGUGUUUCGGUUACUGGUUCGUCGUCUGAAUCUUUCUCUGGUAGUCAGGCUAGUGGCCAAUCUGGAAGAACGUUGAGUGGAGGUCCUGCAGGCAGUUAUUCUAUCACAGCCAAAGAAGUGCAUGUUCCUAGUCAUACAGAAUCUGAGGCAAGUACUUCGUCUGGUUCCCAGAUUGGCAGUCAAACGCUGGUGGAAAAUAUGCCGUUUUCUAAUACAUCGACUGGGUCUUCAUCUGGUAAUCAGUCUGGAGCUAAUUCAAUAACUUCCGGAGAAAUUCAAUUACCCAGUAAUACGGAUCCUUCACUAUUCAAUCAAACUAAGGGACAAAUUGAAAAUGAAUCAUUUUCUGGUCCGUUGUCAGGAUCUUUAUCUGGUAGUCAGAGCUUGGAUAAUCCAGAAAGUAUUUCAGGAGGCCUGCAGCAUCCCAUUGGAUCUGGAGUCAGUGAACAGUUAGGUGGUGGAUCACUAUACCCACAUGGAGAAGUGCCAGGAAGUUUUUCGCCUGGACUUGAGCCUGAAAAUCAAUCUAUCCCUCCUACUGGAGAAAUUGAGGUUCCAGGUACAAACGAUUUUGAAGGUUCAGACGGAAGCCAAAAAACAGGAUACUAUGGUAGCGAUUCUAAAAUACCUGUAGGAAGUAUGCCAACUGCUGGUGCAGGAAACAAAUCUCCAGGUCAGUCUGUUGAUGAUGUCUCAAUUCAUUCUGGAAUAAAAAGCCCUAGUUUACCAGAAUCUGGUGCCGGUAUUUCGAGUGUAUCUGCACAAAGCGAGCAAACAUCAGGGCUUAUUAGUAGUGGUGUUUCUACUAGUGAAGUGAAGAAAAAUGAUAUGACUGGCAUUUCGGCUGGUCAAUUAUCAACUGGAUACCCAAUCUCGGGAGUUACGCAUGACCCAAGUGGAUCUGGGUUGGGUGCCGCAGUGGACUCUCUUGGACAUUUAAGUGAAGGCACACAAAGCACUACUACAACCGGAAAAUUGCCAGGAGGUUCAUCUGGUGUAGAUGCCAAACCACCUGGACAUUUUGGAAUCGGUUCGUUGAUACCAGCGGAAGGAGUUUCAAGCACAAAAGAAUCAUCAGCUACAUUAGGAUCCGAUAAAGUACACAAAAGUGGUAUUACUGGUUCUGGUAUAUUUAAAGGUAGUAAUGUUGAACCUAGCGCAGUUUAUACUGGCAGUUCUUUAUCACAGGGACAACUUAUUGGAGAAGCUGUGAUUUCACCUGAAAAGGUAUCAGCAGGAGGAUUUACAGAAUCUAUAUCGGGUUCCUUAUCAGGUUCUGAUUCCGGAGGUUUUGUUCGAGAACAAACUGGAAGUGCUACUGAUACUAUAGGAGUGCAGAGUACUGGUACAACAGGAUCAGUAGGCGGUACUUUACAUGGUUCCUCUGCUGGCCUGUCUGGUAUCGAUGGAAAGCAUACGACAAAGGUAACACAUGAUUUAAACCAUGGAGAAACCGACAAGUAUUCUUCCAGCAGCGCAGGAAGUGAAUCACAUCAUACUCUUUAUGGGACUGGGCCGACUAUAGUGCGACCUGUAGGAAUUGGACAUGGUUCAGAAACUAUUUUACCUGAUAGUAAGGGUAUCAUAAAAGAUCAAACAAUAAAUACAUCUGGAGCCAGUGCAGGAGGAACGUUUAUUAAACAACAAGAUUUUACUGCAGGUGGAGUAAAGGGUGGUCAUCAAAAAUCUACAGGUGGUGCUUAUGGAGGGCACUUUACAGAGAAACAUUCUGGUAAAUACUCGUAUGGCGCUUAUGGUCAUAAAGAUAGCUCACACGAUGUAACAGCAAAUCCACUUGUUCCUUCGCAAGAAAACGUGGGAUGUGGGAUUCGCCAUGCCGAUGGAGUUGGAUUCCGAAUCACCGGCAACAAUGACGGUGAAUCUGAGUACGGUGAAUUCCCUUGGAUGGUUGCAAUUUUGAAAGAAGAAAAAGCCUUAGAUCAGGUCAUCAAUGUAUAUCAGUGUGGUGGAUCUCUGAUCCAUCCUCAGGUUGUGUUGACCGCUGCCCACUGUGUACAAAACAAACAGCCUCAUGAGAUUAAAAUACGCCUUGGAGAAUGGGAUACUCAAACUACCAAUGAAAUCUAUGAUCAUCAGGAUCGAAACGUUAUGGAGAUAGUUGUGCACGAUAAAUUUUACAAGGGAGGUCUUUUUAACGAUGUAGCCUUGCUAUUCCUUAAUAAACCGGCGGAAAUUAUUGACACUGUGAAUACAGCGUGCUUACCUCCUCAGGAUUAUAAUUUCGAUUUAAAUCGUUGCUUUGCCUCUGGUUGGGGUAAGGACGUAUUUGGAAAAGAAGGAAAAUAUCAAGUUAUUCUAAAGAAAAUAGAGCUGCCCAUAAUGCCUUUCAUCAAGUGUCAGGACGCUUUACGCACAACUCGACUAGGUAGAAGAUUUAACCUAAAUAAGAGCUUCAUUUGCGCCGGAGGAGAACCAGGAAAAGAUACCUGUAAAGGCGAUGGAGGAUCUCCUCUAGUUUGCCCUAUUCCAGGAACGACCAACCGUUACUAUCAGGCCGGUAUAGUUGCCUGGGGUAUUGGAUGCGGGGAAACGGGAAUUCCUGGUGUAUACGUUAAUGUUGCCGCAUUUAGAAAUUGGAUCGAUGAACAUUUGACACAGCAUAGCAUCCCACAUGAUUAUUACAUCUACGUAUAGGAAUAACAAAUUGACCCGAAAAUACAAUUCCCGAACGGAUCGGUA
Molecule: messenger RNA, 4727 nt
Organism: Topomyia yanbarensis
Lineage: Eukaryota; Metazoa; Arthropoda; Insecta; Diptera; Culicidae
Exons: 6
Coding region: 165-4682 (1505 amino acids)
Biological process (GO): proteolysis
Molecular function (GO): serine-type endopeptidase activity
Source: RefSeq, a predicted model, not a curated record